CGGCAUUCAGAUGACAACAACUGGCAUGGAACGUUGGCAGAAUCGUGUGGCUGUGGUGACUGGAGCCAGCUCCGGCAUUGGAGCCACCCUAACAAGGCAGCUCGUCGCAUCGGGCAUGAUCGUGGUGGCGCUGGCUCGGCGUGUGCCACGACUGGAGGAGCUGCGCGAGCAGCUGCCCGACGAUCAGCGCAGCCGGAUGCGCAUCCGGCAAUGCGAUGUGACGAGCGUCGAGUCGGUGGACAGCGCCUUCGAUUGGAUCGAGACGGAGCUGGGCGGUGCGGACAUCCUGAUCAACAAUGCCGGCAAGCUAGAAGGCGGCCAGCUGGCGACCAUGUCGCUGGACACCGUGCAGCAGAUUCUGCAGACGAACGUCAUGGGCGUCGUCUCCUGCACACAGCGCGUCUUUCAAUCGCUGCGCAAGCGCAAGACCCAGGGCCAUGUGGUGAUCAUGAACAGCAUCGUGGGCCACUACCUGUUCAAUCCGCUGCCCGGCAGCCUGCAGGAGCUGAACAUUUAUCCGGCCACGAAGCACGCACUGACCGCCAUCACAGAGCUGCUGCGUCAGGAGUUUCGCGACUUCAAGACGCAUAUCAAGGUCACGAGCAUCAGUCCCGGCCUGGUGGACACGGAAAUGGUGCCGCAGUCCUACAAGCGUCUGCCCCUGCUGCAGCCCGAGGAUGUGGCCAAUGCCAUCAUGUAUGCCCUGGCCACGCCACCCCACGUCCAGGUGCACGAGCUGACCCUCAAGCCAAUGGGUGAACCGUUCUAUGUGCCGUCGACUGGGCAGACCCCAUAUAUAAAGGCUUCGAGGCGGACCAGAGUCAGUUGCCCAAUUGCUCCGUUCAGCGGCGCACAAAGCACACAAGAAGAAGAAGUAGCAGGAGAAGGCAUAGAAGAAGAGGAAGCUAAAUAUCAAAACUCAAUUCAAUUCCCAAUCAUCGUAAGAGAGCGAAGCAUGGAGCGCUGGCAGAAUCGUGUAGCUGUGGUGACCGGCGCCAGUUCGGGCAUCGGCGCUGCCCUGGCCAAGGAGCUGGUGCGUGCCGGAGUCAUUGUGGUUGGGCUGGCGCGUCGCGUGGAGCGCGUCGAGGCACUGAAGGAGGAGCUGCCCGACGAGCUGCAGUCGCACCUGCAUGCGGUCAAGUGCGAUGUGGGCGUGGAGGCGUCCGUUGCGGAGGCCUUCGAUUGGAUCGAGGCGGAGCUGGGCGGCAUUGAUAUACUGGUGAACAACGCGGGGCUGCUCUACUCCGGCCAGCUGCUGACCAUGCCGGUGGAGCAGCUGCAGCACGUGCUGCAGGUGAACUUGAUGGGCGUGGUCUACUGCACCCAGCGCGCCUUUCGCUCCAUGCAGCAGCGCGACGUGGCCGGCCAUGUGGUGCUCAUCAACAGCCUCACCGGGCACCACAUCAUCCAUCCGCCCAGCGAGUCGCUGCAGACCCUCAACAUGUAUCCGGUGACCAAGCACGGCAUCACGGCACUCCUCGAGAUUAUGCGCCAGGAGAUGAGCGGCCUCAAGACGCAGAUCAAAGUAACGAGCAUCAGCCCGGGCGUGACACGCACCGAGAUCCUGCCCGGCGACUACAACAUUCUGCCCAUGCUGCAGCCGGAGGACAUUGCGGCCGGCAUUAUGUACGCCCUGGCCACGCCGCCCCACGUCCAGGUGCAUCAGCUGACCAUCAAGCCGAUCGGCGAGCCCUUCUAAGCCCCUCAGCUGCUCAGUAAUAAAAAUACACGACUCCUGCUGCUGCUGCAGCGGCAGGCGGACAGACAGGUGGCGCAGCUGCCUUGUCUCUGAAAA
Molecule: messenger RNA, 1795 nt
Organism: Drosophila navojoa
Lineage: Eukaryota; Metazoa; Arthropoda; Insecta; Diptera; Drosophilidae
Product: farnesol dehydrogenase
Molecular function (GO): oxidoreductase activity
Source: RefSeq, a predicted model, not a curated record